AUGUGUUUACAAUGUUUCAUAUUCAAAAACAACCAAAAUCGUUGUAUACAAUGUGAAAAACUCCAGGAAGAUUGUGCUAAUUUAUCCAUACAAAAACCAAUCGAUGAUGAUUUCGAUGAUUUCGAUCAUAAUCAACUAUUCGACCAAUGGAAUGAACAAGAAUCAUAUACUGAACAAUCGAAUAUGGAUACGAUGAAUUCAGUAUACGAUGAGGAGACUGACGAAUGUGACGAUAGUGAUGAUGACAAUCUAAUUGAUACCACAAAACCGGCUUAUAAAGUACAAUGGUUGUCCAAUAUCAAAGAUGAUGCGGCGGAAUUCUCAAGUGAUCAUACGUAUCCGCAUACAAAAGCCAUGUUUGAAGUCUUCGAUAAUAUAUUCGGUUUAAGACAAUUUCGUUCAAAUCAACUGGAAGCUAUCAACGCCGCCUUACUAAAGCAUGAUUGUUUUGUUCUUAUGCCAACUGGUGGAGGAAAAUCGUUAUGUUACCAAUUACCAGCCGUCAUGGAUAAAGGUGUGACCUUUGUCAUCUCACCAUUACGUUCGCUGAUCUUUGAUCAGAAACAAAAGCUCAUAUCGUUAGGUAUCGAAUGUGGAGCGUUGACCAGUGAUGUAUCCCAGCGAGAAUCCGAUGAAGUCUACCGAGAAUUGUAUAAGCAUACACCGGGAUUGAAAAUUGUGUAUGUCACACCAGAAAAAAUUGCUAAAAGUGAUCAAUUGAUUCAAAUUUUAAACAAUUUAUACGAACGAAAAUUGCUAGCAAGAUUUGUCAUUGAUGAAUGUCAUUGUGUAUCCGAAUGGGGUCACGACUUUCGUCCCGACUAUGCAAAUCUUGGCCAAUUAAGACUGAAGUAUCCUGGUAUUAAUGUGAUUCUAUUAACAGCAACGGCUACACCACGUGUUCAAAAAGAUAUUUUACAACAAAUGAAAAUCGACAUUAAUCAAUGUAAAUUAUUCAUUCAAUCAUUUAACCGUUCGAAUCUUAUCUACGAGUGUGCAUUGAAAGGCACAACAGACACAGCUCUAAAAAAGAUUGCAAACUUAAUAAUUAGUCAUUAUUCAGAUAAAUGCGGAAUCGUUUAUUGUUUUUCACGUGCUGAAUGUGAUAAAACAGCGAAAUAUUUGGCUGCGUACAAAAUUAACGCGUUAUCGUAUCAUGCUGGAUUAACUGAUGCAAAACGGCAGCUAGUUCAGAACCAAUGGGCGAAUGAUGAUUGUCAAGUUAUUUGUGCAACCAUUGCCUUCGGUAUGGGUAUCGAUAAACCAAAUGUUCGUUUUGUGAUUCAUCUUUCCAUGCCAAAAUCAAUCGAAGGUUAUUACCAAGAAUCUGGUCGAGCUGGCCGUGACGGUGAAAUUUCCUAUUGUUAUCUAUUCUUUUGCUAUCAAGAUUUAGUAAAAAUGAAACGAUUGAUCUUAAACGACGACAGUCAAACAUCAACGAAAGAAGCGAAAAAAGUUCGUGUUGACAAUCUCAAUCGUGUUUAUGACUACUGUUUGAACAAUGUUACCUGUCGACGGACACAAUUACUCGAAUAUUUUGGCGAAUUAUUUCCAUCGAGUGAAUGCAAACGAAUGAAACGGACUGUCUGUGACAACUGUCGACAAGUAAUCAAAACCACUACAGUCAAUUGUACACAAAUGAGUGUGGAUAUCAUCAAACUAGUUUCGGAGUUUUCUCAUAAAAAUAUCACACUACCUUAUGCUUUGGAUAUCCUUCGUGGUGCAAAUACCAAAGGUAUUCGAGAUGCUGGACACAACAACCUAGCCGCUUAUAACGCUUGCAAUCAAUUGAGUAAAGUUGAUCUCGAACGUCUCAUUUGUCGAUUAAUUCUCGACGGUUAUCUCCUACAAGAGAUAGUGACACAUCAGCAGCAAUCAUUUGAAAGUGCAGCGGCUUAUUUACGUCUUGGUCCGAAAGCUCAUCUUGCUUUAUCAAAUCAGUCAAAUCGAUUCAUUAAUCCCAUUGAAUUAACAAUACGUACGGAACAAUCGAACAUAACCAAUGACGAAAAACGUAAACAACAAACGCCGAUUGAACAGUUGAAUGAACAAUGUUUGAAUGAAUUGAAGAAAGAAUUGAAAGCAAUUUUUGGACAAAGUUCACAUGCAAUGAUCGUUCCGGAACGCGCCAUCAAAGAAAUGGUGAAAUUGAUGCCGCGAACGAAAGAAGCAAUGAUUAAAAAUGUCAAUGAAAUUACCGAAGAACGUUACAAACGUUACGAACUUCAUCGUUUAUUAGCGAUUACUCAACGUUUUGGUGUUGAACUCGAUGAAAUUCAACGAAAAGAAGAAAUCGCUCGGCGAGCGUUAUCGAACACAGGUACAAGUAAACGAAAACUACCUGCGAGCGAUGAAGAAGACGAAGAAGAAGAUCUUGAUUUCUCGACCAAUCCCGAUGGUUUCAUCAAAAUUAAUAAGCACGGCAAGAAAGGAUAUGGACACUUCAAUCGAUUUGUCAAGGGUAAAAAGCGAUCAGCAGCGUUUUUUGCUCGACGAAAUGCCAUUGCAAAACGAAAACGUGGCGGGUUUUAA
Adineta ricciae is the source of this 2532-nucleotide messenger RNA. NCBI's taxonomy places the organism in Eukaryota, Metazoa, Rotifera, Eurotatoria, Adinetida, Adinetidae. The record is from the annotation of a GenBank genome assembly.